Molecule: messenger RNA, 1137 nt
Organism: Miniopterus natalensis
Lineage: Eukaryota; Metazoa; Chordata; Mammalia; Chiroptera; Miniopteridae
Gene: TAGLN
Product: transgelin
Molecular function (GO): protein binding
Source: RefSeq, a predicted model, not a curated record
UCACCACAGCAGAGCCUUUAAACCCUUCACCCAGCCAGCGCCCCAUCCUGUCUGUCCAAGGCCAGACAGAGCUGACUCCUUCCUGCGAGCCCUGAGGAGCCCCUCUCUCCCCAAACAUGGCCAACAAGGGACCUUCCUACGGCAUGAGCCGUGAAGUGCAAUCCAAAAUUGAGAAGAAAUACGACGAGGAGCUGGAGGAACGGCUGGUGGAGUGGAUCGUAGUGCAGUGUGGCCCUGAUGUGGGUCGCCCAGACCGCGGCCGCUUGGGCUUCCAGGUCUGGCUGAAGAAUGGUGUGAUUCUGAGCAAGCUGGUGAACAGCCUGUAUCCUGACGGCUCCAAGCCAGUGAAGGUGCCCGAGAACCCACCCUCCAUGGUCUUCAAGCAGAUGGAGCAGGUGGCUCAGUUCUUGAAGGCAGCUGAGGACUAUGGGGUCACCAAGACUGACAUGUUCCAGACUGUUGACCUCUUUGAAGGCAAAGACAUGGCAGCAGUGCAGAGGACCCUGAUGGCCCUGGGCAGCUUGGCGGUGACCAAGAAUGACGGGCACUAUCGUGGAGAUCCCAACUGGUUUAUGAAGAAAGCCCAGGAGCACAAGAGGGAAUUCACAGAGAGCCAACUGCAGGAGGGAAAGCAUGUCAUUGGCCUACAAAUGGGCAGCAACAGGGGGGCCUCCCAGGCUGGCAUGACGGGCUACGGAAGACCUCGGCAGAUCAUCAGUUAGAGGACAGGCCCAGCCCCCUGCCUGGCCCCCCAGCUCAUUGGCUGCAUCGGCCCCUAGCCCCCCACCCCCACCUGUUAGCUCCCUCAGCCAGCCAAGCUUCCAGGCUCCGAGGCUCCUCACUGAGCAAAGGUGACUGCACUUGGGCAACUCUCCCCCACCCCUCAGCCCAACUUCUUCCUCCAAAGCACUGCUCCUGGGCCUCCUCCCAGCUCCCCACCUCUCUACUGUCUCUUCCCAUCCUGGGCUGAGCAGGGGGGCUGGGCUGGGUGUGGCCUAGGGGUGGGGCAAACCCACUGUCCUCCUAGGCAGCAGAUGCCCACUGAGGGAGACCCAGCCCAACCUCCCCCCAUUUUUGCUGGAAUAUUUUGGGGGUUGAAAUUCAAGAAGCAAAAAAAUAUAUACAUCUUUUCUCAGG